Molecule: messenger RNA, 1404 nt
Organism: Gastrolobium bilobum
Lineage: Eukaryota; Viridiplantae; Streptophyta; Magnoliopsida; Fabales; Fabaceae
Product: dof zinc finger protein DOF5.7-like
Exons: 1
Coding region: 121-1176 (351 amino acids)
Biological process (GO): regulation of DNA-templated transcription
Molecular function (GO): DNA binding; DNA-binding transcription factor activity
Source: RefSeq, a predicted model, not a curated record
UGCCUCUGCCAAAGGAAACUGAAUACUGAAGCUAGCUUUCUAACCCCCCCACAAGGCUAAAUUUCCUUAAUUUCCUCUCAACUUUUUGCCUCUAUUCCCUCCACAUCUUCCUCUCAAACGAUGUCACCCGAUGACACACCACCUGCGAAGCCCGAAACAACAACAACAAAAGACCACGAGAACCAAGUUUCCGGUGGCCGGAAAACCGCCUCCACAAGGCCUCAAGAGCAAGGUAUGAAGUGCCCGCGAUGUGACUCACCCAACACAAAAUUCUGCUACUACAACAACUACAGCCUCACGCAGCCAAGGCAUUUCUGCAAAACGUGUAGAAGAUACUGGACAAAAGGUGGAGCUUUGCGUAACGUUCCAAUAGGUGGUGGUUGCAGGAAGAACAAGAAGGUGAAAUCAUCGAGGCUCUCAUGUGACUCCAAGGACUCUGCUUCCUCUUCAGAGCUUGGUAGCCUCAAGUUCCUUCAUGGUCUUUCACCUUCUGUGGACUUUCAGCUUGGUGCGUUACCGUUACCGUUACCGUUACAGUUCCCUAGGUUGCAUCAUCACCCUCCUAACACUUCCAUCUAUAACCAGUUCUCUUCUUUUGGAGACACUACUUCUGCUUCUGUCACAAGUGCUUCCUGUUUCAACCUUGACCCUUCUUCUGGUACCUCAAAUUCUUUGCUUGGUCUGAAUUACCCGUUUUCUUCAACUGGAAGCGAUUAUAACGGUGCAAUCCAGGGAAUGAACUCCAUGAACAUUCACAGUAGCAUCGCUUCUUCAAUUGAGUCUUUGAGUUCUAUAAACCAGGAUUUACACUGGAAGCUACAGCAACAGCGAUUAGCGACGCUUUUUGGUGGAGAUAACCAGAAAGAUAGUAGCGUUUCACAGGAUAACCCUGAGAAUCAUCAGACCCAGAAACCGCAACCCAUUUUGUUUCAGAGCCUUGAGCUUUCAAAGCCAGGGAUUUUCCCAGUUGAUAAUUCAAGAAAAGAAGGUUCAGGCGGGGAUGCACAUACACACACUGAAUGGUUCUUUGGGAACUCUUAUGCAUCGGUGACUCCUACACCAACUACAAGUAGUGGUGGUCCUGGCCAUGAUAAUGGAACCAACAACUGGAAUAGUGGUGUCAAUGCUUGGAGUGAUGUUCAGCCGCAGCAGCAGCAAUACAGUGUUUUGCCCUAGCUAGAUGAGAAAAAAGAGGGAGGAUAAAGAGGACUAAGAGGUAUUAUACCUUUUUCUUUUUUCAAAAGAAAAAAAAAAAAAAAAAAAACUUUGGAAUAGGGCAUAUCUGAUAGUUGUCUUAAACUCCUUUAGGUAUAUGUUAAUUAUGUCUUGUUCUUUUACGUUGGGUUCAAAGGAACAUAUAUGUAACAGAUUGGAAAAUUAAGACCAUAACGUUUUGUCAUAAAA